AAGAGAAAACAUCAAAUCUCAUAAAAAAAAAACUCUAGGCCUCAUUCUAGAGCUGUCAUGAAGAGAGAGCGAAAGUGAAAAGCAGUUUCAGACCCUCCACGUUUCCAUUCCAGAGUCUUGCAGGAGACAUGAAAUGAAAGACACUUACCUGUAACCAAUGAGUUGAAGGAUUUGGAUUUUUGUCUGAAAUUGACCCCAGCAGGCACCAGGCCACCUUCGACAAACAAGGAUAUGCCCUAAGCAUAUUCUACAUCCUUGUCCAAAUUAACAAUGAACAAGAAUUAGUGAUGAUCUAUGGCGGAUUUACACAUGCUAAUCUAAUAUAUAUAAAGAAAAUGAAUCAUCUAAUCCAAUCAACACCAAAAUUAUCAAAACAAACAUGGAUGGCAUUAAAAUUGUGCUAGUCACUGGCUGUGCUAAAGGUGGCAUUGGCUAUGAAUACUGCAAGGCAUUUUCCGAGCAAAACUGCCAUGUAAUUGCUUCCGACAUCCCCCAACGCAUAGACGACAUGUUAGACCUCAAAAUAUCCAAGAACAUUGAGACACUGAGCCUCGAUGUUUCGUCCGACGAAAGCGUCUCAUCGGCGGUGAACGCUAUUAUAUCCAAGUACGGUCGGAUAGACAUAUUAGUCAACAAUGCCGGCGUAGGAAGUACAGGCCCUUUGGCAGAGCUUUCGCUAGACACAAUCAGGAAAGCUUGGGAAAUUAACACAUUAGGGCAAUUAAGGAUGGUUCAAAAGGUCGUGCCCUACAUGGCAAGUCAGGGCAGUGGAUGCAUAGUAAAUAUAGGGAGCGUCGUCGGGAUGGUCCCUACCCCGUGGGCAGGGUCUUACUGCGCCAGUAAAGCGGCAGUGCAUGCCAUGGCUAAUACUCUGAGAGUGGAGCUUAGACCUUUCGGAAUCAAUGUGGUGCUAGUGGUUCCUGGUGCCAUAAGAUCAAAUUUCGGCAGGGCUAACUCAGAGACACUGGCAAAUCACGAUUGGAAACUCUACAAGGAUUACAAGGAAGCUAUUGCUGAGAGAGCUAGGGCUUCUCAAGCUGCCAAAGCAAUGGAUGCUAGUGUUUUUGCAAGACAUGUGGCCACCAAAGUUUUGAGUCCUAAGCCUCCAAAGCAAAUUAUAUUUGGUCAUAUGACUGGUUGGUAGCUUCAAAUUCUGCUCUUCAUCUCGUCUUUCAAGCUCAGUGCAGGAUCGCAUGGUAGUCGAUCAUGGAUCAUAGCUCGGAAAGCGCAAUGGGUCGCCGAAGAUUAUGCCUGUCUCACAUUAGUCAGCAUUGUUCGUCUCUGGUUAACUAUCCUUGAUCCAAAUGGUGGUGCUAUGUUAUCUUGCCUUGGAUGGUUCAUCAACGUCUUCUGCUUAACUUUCUCCAAUCGUUGUGGGUCUGCUCCUUGGUUGCAUGUGGCUGACAGUCUGCCUUUUCUUCUCAUUGCUUUCCUAGGGCUUCGAUAUGGUAACUAUGGCCAAUAGUUACUGUUGUUGGAGAGUUUUUUACUUUUAAACUUCGAUUCGGCGGCGGAGCAACACAAAGGAGGAGCAAUACAGAUAGGUUUUUAUUUCAUUGCAUUUUUCUUUUUGAAUCAAGAUGUAUUCGGGUUGAGUCUUUCUUUUAAUUGUUUAUUUUUCUUUUGAUUCUAGAAGCCUCACUUUUGUAUCUAGACCAUGGUCUUUGCUAUGGUAAUAGAAA
Manihot esculenta (cassava) is the source of this 1682-nucleotide messenger RNA. RefSeq names its product short-chain dehydrogenase PC-15. NCBI's taxonomy places the organism in Eukaryota, Viridiplantae, Streptophyta, Magnoliopsida, Malpighiales, Euphorbiaceae. The transcript is spliced from 2 exons. The record is from RefSeq and is a predicted model, not a curated record. Gene Ontology annotation, molecular function: oxidoreductase activity. Gene Ontology annotation, cellular component: endoplasmic reticulum. Bases 380 to 1144 code for a protein of 254 amino acids.